AUAGGCAAAAGUGUGCUUUCGUGGCUCAUGAUCACCAUGGAUACUCCCAUGAAAAAUAAUCUGUUACACAUUAUCUUUGGGAUGGCCACUUUUAUGAUUGUUAUUCAAAUUAGUUCAAGUUCCACCAUAUUUGGUGGCCCUGGAGAUUUAGAGGAGCAAUUAAUGGAUACGAUGGAGGAGGGAACUGAAAAUCAUUUAGCAUAUCAUAGCAGAAGUUAUGGGAUUAAUGAGCUGGGUAGCAUGGAAGAUAAUGCAUGGCAAAUGGUGGGAAAGAAAGGGAACCAAUUUGUGGUUAACGACCAACCUUUCUAUUUAAAUGGAUUCAACACGUAUUGGUUGAUGGUAUUUGCUGCGGAUCAGUCCACCAGAGGAAAGGUCACGGAUUUGUUUAAGCAAGCAUCUUCAGUGGGUCUAACAGUUUGCAGGACUUGGGCAUUUAAUGAUGGACAAUGGCGAGCUCUCCAGAAAUCUCCUGCAGUUUACGACGAGGAAGUUUUCAAGGGCUUGGAUUUUGUGGUGAGUGAAGCAAAGAAAUACAAGAUCCGGCUCAUACUAUCGUUUAUUAACAACUGGGAUGCGUAUGGAGGCAAAGCACAGUAUGUGAAAUGGGGACAAGCUGCUGGCCUCAAUGUAACAUCCGGAGAUGACUUUUUCUCUCAUCCAACUCUCAGGAGCUACUACAAGGCGCAUGUUAAGACGGUUCUUAAUAGAGUCAAUACACUCACAAACAUAACUUACAAGGACGACCCCACUAUCUUUGCAUGGGAGCUGAUGAACGAACCUCGAUGCACCUCUGAUCCCACUGGAAAUAAACUGCAGGAAUGGAUACAAGAAAUGACAGCCUACGUUAAGAGCAUGGAUCCAAAACACUUGUUGGAGAUUGGCUUGGAAGGAUUUUAUGGUCCCUCAACACCUGACAGGGUUCAGUUCAACCCAAAUACAUAUGCUCAACAAGUGGGAACUGAUUUCAUUAGGAACCAUCAGGCUCUUGGUGUUGAUUUCGCUUCAGUUCACAUUUAUGCAGACUCUUGGAUUUCACAAUCAAUUUCUGAUGCCCAUCUGCAAUUCACGAAGUCGUGGAUGGAAGCUCACAUAGAAGAUGCUGAGAAAAAUCUCGGGAUGCCUGUUGUGUUUGCUGAAUUUGGGGUAUCUUCAAAGGACCCUGGCUACAACUUGUCAUUCCGGAACACCCUUCUAAACACAGUUUACAAGACCCUGUUGGACUCUACAAAGAAGGGAGGAAGUGGUGCCGGGAGUCUUCUGUGGCAGCUUUUCCCUGAAGGGACGGAAAACAUGGAUGAUGGAUAUGCAAUUGUUUUGUCAAAAUAUCCGUCAACAUCAAACAUCAUAUCCCUUCAUUCCUCAAGACUCGGGAUCUUCAACUCCCGUUGCUCCUGGAAAUGCCAUUGGGGUUGCAAGAAGAAGCCCACUUUGGAGACAUUCCUCUACCAUGACGAACUGUAAAACUUAUAAACAUGAACAGAUAUGGAAUGGCCGGGUCCGAAUGUGGUGGGAAAAAAUAAGAGAUUUAUUAUGUUGA
This is a messenger RNA of Carya illinoinensis, 1540 nucleotides long. Its product is annotated as mannan endo-1,4-beta-mannosidase 6-like. The coding region runs from base 28 to 1464 and encodes 478 amino acids. Gene Ontology annotation, molecular function: hydrolase activity, hydrolyzing O-glycosyl compounds. Lineage: Eukaryota; Viridiplantae; Streptophyta; Magnoliopsida; Fagales; Juglandaceae. The record is from RefSeq and is a predicted model, not a curated record. The transcript is spliced from 6 exons.